Molecule: messenger RNA, 813 nt
Organism: Colletotrichum navitas
Lineage: Eukaryota; Fungi; Ascomycota; Sordariomycetes; Glomerellales; Glomerellaceae
Exons: 3
Coding region: 105-563 (152 amino acids)
Source: RefSeq, a predicted model, not a curated record
CUACCACAACCCAGCACGACCCAGCACAGGCUAGCUAGCACUGGCAUAACCUGACGAGACAUCGGUUUCCUCUUAUCGAGACAUGUCAUCGUCUCAGCACCAAAAUGUCAGGUCAGGUCAGGUCAGGUCAGGUCAGGUCAGGUCAGGUUGACUUGGAGAUGCAGACGAUGCCUUCGUCGCCCGACGCAUCUUGGACGGAACCCAACCAGACAGAUGGGAACGACAGUCUGCCCGACGGGGCCGACAACCUACGGGACGUUGAACAAGGAAAUGAGACCCAAUCAGGGUCCAUCCGCCAGCAGGCCGACGACGACAACCCGUGGCGUUUGGACUGCAAUGCUAAUCACCACGGAACCCCCCCCCACCUGGACGGGGUUGCGCCAAGUCCCUUGCUUGUCGAUCCCUCUAUCUUCGCUCUCCCAUCCAGGGACGAGUUGAUCGGGGCGCCUUGGAGGGUCGCCAACACUCCUCUGAUGCCCUGGCUCACCCUCGCCGUGGCAUGCAACAACCCGUGCCUGCCGUACUUGGCGCUGGCAGAGAACCAUCCGCUGGCCUUGUCUUAGUGGGACUGGUUGGCUGCACUGUCUGGCAUUGGGUACUGUGUUUUAUUCAUGUACAUUUCGGUCGUUUGGAGCAGAUUCAUCACACGGAUCGAGGCGAGCCAGAAUUGAUGUAUCUAGUGCUUCGAGCCGCCUGGAGGAACGAGAAGUCGUGUUUUGUAAUCCUGGUCUGUCGUGGGAAAUCAAUUACUACCUAGGUACACCUCGACCGGGGUUCUAAUUAAAUGUCAGCGUGAUGAAUUGACCCUGAAAA